This is a messenger RNA of Pteropus alecto (black flying fox), 3009 nucleotides long. It is a transcript of the gene EGFL8, whose product is annotated as EGF like domain multiple 8. The record is from RefSeq and is a predicted model, not a curated record. The coding region runs from base 1399 to 2661 and encodes 420 amino acids. Gene Ontology annotation, biological process: anatomical structure development. The transcript has 7 exons. Gene Ontology annotation, molecular function: signaling receptor binding; calcium ion binding. NCBI's taxonomy places the organism in Eukaryota, Metazoa, Chordata, Mammalia, Chiroptera, Pteropodidae. Gene Ontology annotation, cellular component: extracellular region; cell surface.
AUGCCCAUUUUGUGUGGGUUCCUGAUUCUCUGUGGGUUCUUUCCUGUUAAGGACAAUUCUCUUCCUGUCCCAGCCUAGGAUUGGGGGGGCUGAGCCCAUGGCUUCAGUGGUUUUUGCCCCAGCCUCAUGGAUGGAAUGUGUCUGCCACCCCCAGGCUAGACAAUGGGGCUAAGGGUCAGGGUGGGCAUUUUGUUGAGCCCCUUUUUGACCUUCAUAGGCCAGAGCUGGGUGAGGGGCUGAACAAUGAGCCUCCUCUUCGUUGAAAGAACGAAUUUUGGUAGAGACAAUAGGGCCCUGUCUGCUCUGACAUGGAGUGGUGGUGGCUGACUCAAUUCUGCCCCACCAGGCCCUAAGAAAUGUCACCGAGAAAUGGGAUCAGUUUUCUCCUUAGUGCCCUGGGCUGCCCCCUGCCCUCUGUGAUGACCUGCCCUUCUUUCUUUCCCCAAUUGAUCUUGCCAUUUCUCCCAUGACCUGAGCCCACUUUGUUCUCUCCCAGCUCUGUCUCUCUCCCUGCCCCACAAUUCUCCCCGAGUCUGUGUUAAGUUGAAGGAAGGAGGCAUGGGCCAAGGGUACUGGUGUUAUAGAGCCAGUCUGCUCAUUUGGGGGAGGGUGUCCAGAAAUAAGGGGCCUCAGAAGGUUGGGAAGAUACUUAUAGGGGGCCCUUUGCCAGUGGGACUUGAACCCUACUGAGCUGACCAAGCUGGAGCUAUAGAGGAGGCUUGUGGGAGGGGGCAGGAAUGGGAGGACUCUGUCUAGCCCAGCCCCUCCUAUCCUUUGGAGCUGCCCAGCCUGCCCACCAGUCCGAGUUGCUGCUGCUGAGGCUGGUAGGCUUGAAGUCUCGGGGCAAGAGGAAAAGGCAGGUGGGGAGAGAAUGUCAAUGGGGAAAGAGAAGGGGUCAUUCCGAGCCACAGAGUGAGUGUUGAGUUGGGGGGUGUUGUCUGAGCGAGGGGUCUGUGUGAUUAGAGUGGGUGUGUGAGGGGAGUAGAAAUGUGUUUAAGGUGUGGAGUUUCCAGGUGUGGGUUUAUGUGCAAGGAAGGAAAGGAUGUAGGGCGAAUACUUGAGGUUUUGAAGGUAGGAAGAUUAAGGUAGAAGAGGGCAUGUUAGAGAUAGGAAGGUCAUGAGGGAAGGGUUAACUGUGUGUGUGUAGAGGGGAGGUGGAAGGAGUAUGAUGCUGCAUGGACCAUGAUGUGCGAAAGGGGUAGUGUUAGUUAAAUGUACAUGCAAGUGUUGACAAUCCUGGUGACUAGUGCAAGUGCGUACAAAUGAAUAUCCUGUCACCCUUAGAGGGCACCAGCGGACUGCUCUUCGAGGGGCUGGAGCUGGAAAAGUUAAUAGGAGAGGGGAAGAGCCUUCAUUAAUCUCUUCUUGCCUGCAGCUGGCAGUCUGGUGUCGAGAAUCAUGGGGUCCAGGGCUGAGCUGUGCACUCUCUUAGGUGGACUCUCAUUUCUUCUCCAACUGAUGUCAAGCGAAGGGUCCAAGGGUGGAUCCCUCAAAGAGAGCCAGAGGGUCUGCUCCAAGCAGACGCUGAUGGUCCCACUCCGUUACAACGAGUCCUACAGCCAACCGGUGUAUAAGCCCUAUCUGACACUGUGCGCUGGAAGGCGCGUCUGUAGCACCUACAGGACCACUUACCGCGUGGCGUGGCGGGAGGUAAGGAGGGAGGUGCGGCAGACCCACGCCCUGUGCUGCCAGGGCUGGAAAAAGCAGCAUCCAGGGGCGCUCACUUGUGAUGAAGCCAUCUGCGCCAAGCCCUGCAUGAACGGAGGCGUCUGCAUUCGCCCGGACCAGUGCGAGUGCACCCCGGGCUGGGGUGGGAAGCACUGUCACGUGGACGUGGAUGAAUGUAGGACUGGCGUCACCCUCUGCUCGCACCAUUGCCUCAACACGGCAGGCAGCUUCACUUGUGGCUGCCCCCACGACCUGGUGCUGGGCACGGACGGGCGCACCUGCGCAGAGGGGUCCUCGAAGCCCCCAACCAGUGCCAACAUCCUUAGCGUGGCAGUUAGGGAAGUGGAACAGGAUGAGUGCGCCCUGAGGCGGGAGGUUGGUGAGCUGCGUGGGCGCCUGGAGAGGCUGGAGCAGUGGACUGGGCAGGCCGGGGCCUGGGUCCGAGCGGUGCUGCCCAUGCCACCUGAAGAGCUGCAGCCCGAACAAGUGGCAGAGCUGUGGGGCCGAGGUGACAGGAUAGAGUCUCUCAGCAACCAGGUGCUGCUGCUGGAGGAGAGGCUAGGCACCUGUGAGUCCUCAUGCUCCUCUCACCUGGGAUCCCCAUCCCCAAGUGCCCCAGCUCUUCCCAAUUGUUUCUCUUUUCCAAAAACCCUUCCCCAACACUCACUCUCCCCAUAUUGUCCCCAGAUAGCCACACUUCAUCACCCCUUAUGGCACCGUCCCCAACUCGGUGGUUUCACUUAUUGUUGGCCGAGAGUGUCAGUCUUCCCAGUACUCAAACCAACUCUAGGCUGGAGGCAGUCGACAGCCAACAUGUCUGCCUGUCUCCUUGUCAUUAACCAGGCUCCUGUGAGGACAAUAGCCAGGGCCCAGGCCUCAAUGGGCGGAGAUGAGAAACCUCUGCAGAGAUCCUGCCGCCUAAUUUAUACAGAAACCACUAAUCCUUUGGGAUUCACCAGCUGGGGAGUUGCAGAUAAGGUUAUCUGCCACUAAGGAGGAAUGACCAUGGAAACUUCAGAGAGCUGAAUAGAGGAGGAGGGCAGGGUGCGUCUCGGCCAGCCUCUGUGUCUUCUAGCAGGGCAGAUAGCCUGGGGGUGGGAACCGCUUCUUCAACUCCUUAACAAAUGCAGACGGAAAGUGUCCAGAUCUCUCUCUCAAUCUUUAUUCUCAGUUCCUUGCUGUUAUCCAGUAAUUAAUAAAAACCAACCACACAAAACUGAGUCCCACCCUCUCCUUUUGCUCCCAGCCCACCUCCCCAUUGUGGGCACAGGUAUGGGACAGGAGGCAGGGAGUAACUAAUGCCACAGGGAGGAAAUGAAAACUGGCUGGGGGGGGGGGCGG